This is a messenger RNA of Moneuplotes crassus, 480 nucleotides long. NCBI's taxonomy places the organism in Eukaryota, Ciliophora, Spirotrichea, Euplotida, Euplotidae. The record is from the annotation of a GenBank genome assembly.
AUGGAUCCCCAAUACGCUAGUCUUCCGAAGACAAUCUGUGAGUGGUGAUUCUUCAUCAUCACAAUCUUGGCAACUUUCAACUGCUUGAAGAGGCCCGACUGGAACUUCGCAUUCGGGUUACUUUCCUACUUCAUGCUCAAAGCUAUGGGAGAGGACAGUGUAAAGAACAUGCUGAUCAUUCUCAAUAUUGGACUCCUGAUAUUUGAUAUAAUUUGGGUCUUCGUGCUUGGAUCUGUUUGGCACGGAAAACCUACACAUGAUAAGAUCAUCUGGGAAGGUUUCAGCGGCCUCCAUAACUUCAUAAUCACCCUCUCUGUUAUCAUAAUCGUUAUCAGGAUUAUAGCAAUUAUUUUCCUAUUUUUAUUCUCAAAGAGAGAAGAACAAUUUAUGAGGAAUAAGACUAGAAGAUAGACUAAAUGGGAGCAGAGAUAAUAAUGUUUAAAAAGAAAUUCGAAGGACCAUUACUCAAUAAUUAAAUAU